Molecule: messenger RNA, 1209 nt
Organism: Mytilinidion resinicola
Lineage: Eukaryota; Fungi; Ascomycota; Dothideomycetes; Mytilinidiales; Mytilinidiaceae
Product: GroES-like protein
Exons: 2
Molecular function (GO): oxidoreductase activity, acting on NAD(P)H
Source: RefSeq, a predicted model, not a curated record
GAACUCCCCUCGUCACAAACGAUUCUCCUCCUCAACGAAGUCAAGACGCCGUAUACCCUGACUCCAGACUACCCGAUCCCAGUGCCUCAGAACGACGACGAGAUAUUGAUAAGAACGCAAGUCAUUGGCCUGAACCCAAUUGAUUGGAAAGCACCCGACUACAACUUCGGCAUCCCCUCCCUCCCGCACAUCUGCGGCCGCGACGCCGUCGGCAUCGUCGUCCGCGCCCCCAAAACCACUACCACCACCCCCUCCCGGCCCCCCUCCCGCAUAAAAGUCGGCGACACCGUCAUCGCCACCUCGACCGACUACCGCAACACGUCCAAAUCCACCUUCCAGUCCUACAUCCUCGCCUCGCUCUCCAACACGGCCCUGCUGCCGCCCUCCAUCCCGCCCACCACGGGCGCCGCCCUCGGCGUCGCCUACGUGGCCGCCGUGCUCUCGCUGGGCAUCUGCCUCGGCAUCGACUUCUCCGCGCUGCCGCUCGCCAGCGCCGCCGCCAACGCCGCGGGCCCGCACCUGCUCGCGAUCGUGGCCAAGAUCCCCGACGCGAAGCUGCCAGCCGACGUGAUCGCCGAGUGCCGCAAGGCGCAGCAAGAAGACGGCGAGCACCAGUUCGCGUACGUGGAGCGGCAGCGCGGCGAGGUGGGCAAGGGCGACUGGAUCGCGGUGUGGGGGUCGUCGACGACGGGGUUCCUGAUCUCGCAGCUGGCGAAGCUGGCGGGGCUGCGGGUGCUGUUGGUCGUGGAUCUGCAUAAGCAUGGUGCAAGGCUGCAGAGCCAUGGCGCGGAUAUGCUGGUGGAUGCACAUGAUCCGGGCAGGGCGGUGGCGGUGAUGAGGGGCGUGGCGGGGGGGAGGUUGAGGUUUGGGGUGGAUACGGUGGGGAAGGAGACGGCGGAGUAUUUGGCAGAUGCGCUGGCGGAUGAGGAGGGUAAGGAGGGGAAGGGGAAGGAGGAGAGGCAUCUCGUGGGUUUGACGGGGCUGCCGAAGGAGAGGAGGCCUGGGGUCGUGCAUCAUACUGUGCCGAUCAAGCUGUUUCAUGAGGUUCCGGAGGUCGGGGAGGGGCUGAUGAAGUGGUUGGAGGUGCUGCUUGCGGAGCGGCUGCUCAAGCCGCCGGAGAUAGAGGUGGUGGAGGGGGGGUUGGAGAGUGUGAAUGGGGCGUUGGAUCGCAUGAGGAGAGGGGAGAUUUCGGGGAAGAGGAUGGUUGUG